Saprolegnia diclina VS20 is the source of this 2213-nucleotide messenger RNA. RefSeq lists its product as hypothetical. Gene Ontology annotation, molecular function: phosphatidylinositol binding. The record is from RefSeq and is a predicted model, not a curated record. Bases 38 to 1855 code for a protein of 605 amino acids. The transcript is spliced from 2 exons. NCBI's taxonomy places the organism in Eukaryota, Oomycota, Saprolegniomycetes, Saprolegniales, Saprolegniaceae.
GGUUUUUUGGCCAUUUCAACAGAACCGACUCGUGAGCAUGAGUACCGAGGAGGCGAAGGGCCUCGUCGUCGCCAUCACGCACGUCGACUACACGCCUGCCGACCGGACGCAGUACGUCAUCCGCGUCACGGACCACCAGAUUCACGGCGUCGAGAUGACCGUGCGCCGGCCCUACCACGAGUUCCGCGAGCUCCGCGCUAAGAUCUUGGCCAUCAUGAAGCCGUUGGCGAUGGACUCGGCGAACGGCCGGUUCCUCGCCGCGAUCGAAGCGCUCUCGUUCCCGUCCAAGCGCCUCUUUGGCUCGCGCACCGAGUCGGUCGUCAAGACGCGCGCCGAGGCGCUCGACAAGUGGCUCACCAAGGUCUUGCUCUGCACGCACGAGUACCGAAAGGCGCAGAAGCGCAAGUCGACCCACGACUCGUCCUUCAACACGCAGGGCAGCGUGCUGGUGCUGGACGCGCUCAAGGAGUUUCUGACGACCGACAUUGAAGAGAUCAACCGCGUGCCCGUGCCGAUGGCGACAAGCGAUGAGCCCAAGGUCGUGCCAAUGCCCAAGCGGCACUCGAUGCCGAUGAUGACUCAGCGCGGUGGCAGCUCGAGCAUCAACGACGAGAACGAGCGCCACACGGACAACCUCCCGGGCUACGCGCCAACGCUCUCGCCGCGGUCCCAGUGGACCAAAGAAAAGUCCAACUCGGCCUCGUCCGUGGCCACGACGCGCCACGAGUCGUCGUCAUCACUCGCCUCCAACUCGUCGCUCUCGUCAUCGCUGCCGCCGCGUUCGAUUCUCAAGUCGAACGAGCGUCCCGUGUCGAGCCGGCAAACCCGCGCCAAAACGCGGUUCGAGGACGCGCCCGAGCCGACGCCAACCAAGUCGAGCAACCGUCCCCGCAGCAGCAACCGGUCGAGCUUGUCUCGGUCGCGGGACGUCAACUCGUCGUUUCUGAAAGAUGCGCGGUAUGCGUCAACAAAGCCGGUCGUCCUCAAGCGCGUCCCGUCCGGCAACGAAGCGCAGAUCGUCGGCAACGCCGAGACAGAGCUUCAGUCGCUUGGCCUCACGCGCGACUGCGCGCUCAUGCUCCUCCGGUACCUCGACAAGUUUCUAGCCAAGGCAAUGAUCCGCCAGCCGGGGUGCUACCGUAUCACGCCCGACAACUGGCUCGCGAUUGACGCGGAGCGGCUCUGCCUCGAGCUCGAAGAGGCGUUCUUUGAUCCGUCCGAGAUGACGCGUGUGCUCUUGGACGACGCGACGCACGAGUGGCGCAUUCCGCCCAAGCUCGAGGGCUACAUCCAGUUCAAGUGGACAAUGGACAACCACAAGAAAGCGUCCGAAGACUCGGACGACUCGGACGACUCGGAAGUCGAGAUCGUCUCGUUCCGGGGCAAGAAGAAGUCGCGCUUCUCCGAGCACGAGAUUGACGAGAUCGAGGCCAUGAUGAGCAACGGCAAUGCGAGCCGUGAGCAAAUGAAGCAGCUCCGUCGGCAGCUCCACGAAGAAAACUGGGAGCGCUACAGCCGCCCGGGCGAGAGCGCGGCGCGCGGCAAUGCCCUCUCGGACGACGACGCGUCGGACGACGAAGACGUGGUGACGAUCUCCAAAGCGCUGCCCGGGUCGGUCUCGGUCUCGGCGGCGGCCGCAGCGUUUGAAGACAGCGACAGCGACAGCGACAGUGGGCCGCAGCGUUUGAAGACAGCGACAGCGACAGCGACAUUGGUGAGAACGAAGAUUUUGAAAGCUUCAUCCAGCGCAAGAGCCAGAAGCUCACCGGCCGACUGCAAGGGCUCGUGUGAGCGUCGCGUCGACGUAUGUGGUGUUUGGCUCGUGAGUGAAGACGCACUUAUUUAUGUGUACUAGCAACCUCUUUCUCCUCUACUUUGUCUGCUCGUGGCUGUACCUAGCUUUAGCACAGAGCUGCACCAAGCUCACCGAGCAGACAAAACAGUGGCGAGGGUGCAUACAAAGGGAUCCUGCCAGUCGACGACGAACUCGGCUGCCCUCGACGUGCCACGCCGGCUGGUGCUCAAAGUGCAAGUUGGUCGUUAUGAGAUCACGUCACAUGGCUUGGCCGGGGCUCCAUGUGGUGAUGAUGCAGCAGGACUCUUCAGCAACCGACGGGUCUGGACAGCAACGUCUACGCCAAGCGCCACCUCGGUCCUGCCUGCAGGAUCGGAGCUAGAUGGGAAAGGAAUAAAUUAAUAUAUACACGGGUCGC